Messenger RNA from Acanthoscelides obtectus, 1127 nucleotides. NCBI's taxonomy places the organism in Eukaryota, Metazoa, Arthropoda, Insecta, Coleoptera, Chrysomelidae. The record is from the annotation of a GenBank genome assembly.
CGAAUAGUAUAGUGAUCGAGGUAAGCUUCUGCCAUCUCAAACCAUGUCUUAAAACGUCAAAAUUUUUGAGGUGUCUACCGUUAUUUUCUCGAAAGCAUGCUAUCUCGAGCACUGUGGCAGCUGGUAAAGAGAUGUUUAAUACCAGCGGCAGCUGUCGUGGCUGAAGCAAAAGCACAUUCAGAACCUGAGCAUCCAAGACUUUGCAGACCCAGCGAGUUACCUAUUUAUAUCCCCGAACCUAUAUGUAAUGUUAAACACAAGGUUGUAGAGGCACCCGGGAUACUAGAGUCUACCAUAAGAGAUACACGAGAAACUCUCACCAAGUACUCGGACGAAGUUAAAGCAUACCAAAGAGUUACACAGGAGCAUAUUUCCAAGAGCAAGGAAAAUAUUCAGUGGCUGGUUGACUAUCUGCAUGAAGAAGAUAACACUCUGCCAAGAGCAGGUGCUGUGGGCAUUGGCGCAUUGGCAGGUCUGAUAUUUGGCUUAAGAGGGGGGAUCAUCAAGAGAACGCUGUAUGCUACGGCAGGUGCUACUGGAGUUGCAGCUAUUUGUUAUCCUAGCGAGGCAUCAGAGUACUCAAAAGUAGGAAUCACAGAGGCCAAGAAAUAUCUGACUGUAGCGUACAAUUUUGUUUAUGGAGAUGCUCCCGAAACAAAAGCACCACAGGAACAGGUAAUUGCAUCCUCUGAGCCUGAUCCCGAACCUUCCGAUUCCCAAAUCCAAGAUCCUCUCAAAAUCAUCGCAAAGGCCCACGAAGAGUCUGUAGAAAAGCAAUGCCAUUGUCCCAUAGGUGCAUGUCUAGGACGUGAGGAGGUUGCCCAAAACCCGGAAAACCGAACAGAAAAUGUGGCACAUCUUCCAGAUGCUUUGGAUGCGCUUCAAUUUGGCAUGGCCCAAGAUUGAAUUCGAAAUUUUCAAGUGAUACGUAUGCUCUCGAAAACUUUAUUUUUAUACAAGGUCGCACCCCCAUUUGUGACUCUCCUGGUAUAUUUUGGAGAGAACGCUCGCAGAUCUGUAACAUAACCUCAAAAUAGCGCGCUGACACGGAACAGUAGAAAACUAUGAAAAUCAAGGAGGCCAUAAAGGCGUCUUACAAUUUUGUAUUUGAUUUUCAUAGUCGUUCC